This is a messenger RNA of Anopheles marshallii, 984 nucleotides long. RefSeq names its product mitotic checkpoint protein BUB3-like. The record is from RefSeq and is a predicted model, not a curated record. NCBI's taxonomy places the organism in Eukaryota, Metazoa, Arthropoda, Insecta, Diptera, Culicidae. Gene Ontology annotation, molecular function: ubiquitin binding. Gene Ontology annotation, cellular component: bub1-bub3 complex; kinetochore; mitotic checkpoint complex. The transcript is spliced from 2 exons. Gene Ontology annotation, biological process: mitotic spindle assembly checkpoint signaling. Bases 1 to 984 code for a protein of 327 amino acids.
AUGGCACGUAAAGGGGAAGUGCAAAUUAUUAACCCACCCAGUGAUGUAAUAUCGGCGGUAAAGUUUUCUCCCAAAACCAGCCAAUUUCUACUCGUUUCGUCGUGGGACACCAGCGUCCGGUUGUACGAUGUUGUCAACAACACGCUCCGCCAUAAGUUUUUCCACACCUCACCCGUGCUGGAUUGCACUUUUUUGGAUUCCGUAAAAACCGUCAGCGGUGGACUGGACAAUACGGUGAAGCUGUACGAUCUGAACACACACAUCGAGCAUAACCUGGGAACGCACGAUGCCGCCGUGAAGUGUGUUGAGUAUGCGUCGAUGGUCAACGGGAUACUCACCGGAAGCUGGGAUCGAACGGUGAAGCUGUGGGACGGGCGUGAAAAAGAGUGCGUGGGAACGUAUGACCAGAGUGCCGGCAAAGUGUACUCGAUGAGCUGUAUCGAGGAGCGGCUCGUUGUGGCCACCUCCGACCGGAAGGUGUUGAUCUGGGAUCUGCGACACAUGAGCAACUAUGUCGAGCGACGCGAAUCGUCGCUAAAGUAUCAAACUCGCACCGUGCGUUGCUUCCCGAACAAGGAAGGGUACGUGAUGAGCUCCAUCGAAGGACGGGUAGCGCUGGAGUACUUCAAUCCGAGCCCGGAAUGGCAGAUGAAAAAGUUCGCCUUCAAAUGCCACCGGUCGAAGCAGAACGAAAUUGAACAUAUCUAUCCGGUGAACGCGAUUAGCUUCCAUAAUGUGUACAAUACCUUCGCUUCGGGCGGUUCGGAUGGUUUUGUAAACAUCUGGGACGGGUUCAACAAGAAGCGGUUGUGUCAAUUCCACAUGUACGAUAGUUCGAUAUCUAGCUUGUGUUUCAGCGACGAUGGAAGCGCACUGGCGAUCGCCUGUUCGUACAUGGAUGAGGCUGAAACCCCUCCGGAACCGUACCCAGAACCGAUACUGUACGUACGUUACGUGAGCGAGCAGGAAACGCGACCAAAGUAG